CCCCGGCGGGGCAGUGCCGCGCCGCGGCGGGGCAGUGCGGGGCGGCGCGGCGCGGGAUGCGGAGCGGCUCGAUCCCACGCCGAUGAUGGCGAUACGCGAGCUGAAAGUGUGUCUGCUUGGAGAUACUGGGGUUGGGAAGUCAAGCAUAGUUUGUCGAUUUGUUCAGGACCACUUUGAUCACAAUAUUAGUCCUACUAUUGGAGCAUCAUUCAUGACUAAAACUGUACCUUGUGGGAAUGAGCUUCAUAAAUUUCUUAUCUGGGAUACAGCUGGUCAGGAACGGUUUCAUUCCUUGGCUCCAAUGUACUACAGAGGUUCAGCAGCAGCUGUGAUAGUUUAUGAUAUCACCAAACAGGAUUCAUUUCAUACUUUGAAGAAAUGGGUGAAGGAACUAAAAGAACAUGGUCCUGAAAAUAUUGUAAUGGCCAUUGCUGGAAAUAAAUGUGAUCUUUCAGAUAUCAGGGAGGUUCCUAUCAAGGAUGCCAAAGAAUAUGCAGAAUCUAUAGGUGCAAUUGUUGUUGAAACCAGUGCUAAGAACGCCGUUAAUAUUGAGGAACUCUUUCAAGGAAUAAGUCGGCAAAUUCCACCCUUAGACCCUCAUGAAAAUGGUAACAACGGAGCAAUCAAACUUGGAAAGCAGACUUCACAGACGGGUAGGCGGUGCUGCUGACCCGACUUGAUCUCUUUUGAUUUACUUGAAAAACAGCACCCUUUGCUUUUUCACUGAGAAAGGACUUCGUGAUCUCAGUGACUGCUUAUCUUGAAAACAGUGAUAUCAGCACUCCCAAUGAGUAAUAAUGCAAGGACCAGAAACAAAAAGCUUUACUUCAAAGGGAUUUUGCAAAACCUAAUUGGGAAAUCCUCUAAUAUCCUAUCAAAAUUACAAUUUCAAAGUUCUCUGAUUCUCUGUUUAAGCCAAUGACUGUUUUUUUUUAAUAAAAAGAACCUUUUAUACAUAAAAAUUUUAGAUUUUCUGCAAAAUAUUCUUUUCUUACAUUGCAAAGUGGACUUGUCAUUUUUUACAGUGUAAUAAUAGUGUGCACAAAACCAUAAAACCUGAAUUUUGGCUUGCAGUUUCUCUACUAUUUUUCUAGCUGGACUCUGCUUCUGUAUUUUUCUAAAUCUGUAGCUUUAUCUCAUGAUUUCAGUAAACAUCAGCAAGAAAUGGACUGAAUUUUCUGACUAGAAAAAUGGAUCCAAGGGAUAAAUGAACACAGUUUUUACAGGCUAUAAAUCAGAAUCUGGGCCGGGAGAGGCUGAGUAUACAAAAAAAAAGGAAUUGUCAUAAAGGAAGUGGCUGAAUGCCAUGCAGUUCCCUGUCUGCCCCAAAAAGAGCUGAGGUUCCGGCCACUGUAUUUUGUCCAAAUUUACUUCUUUUCCAAGGCUAAGGCUUUAUUAAUUACUGGAAUUGUAAGAACAUAAAUGCCAGCCUAAUCUUGGUUAUUUAUGAGGUUUCCUGCAAAUCUGUGUCCUGGAGCAAAGUUCUCUCUGCUCAAAGAUCCCAUUUCCUGUAUCUCUAAGACAGAGCGCCACACUGCCACAGUGAGUCAAGAGGACUCCAUCGUUGCCUUGCUUCGGGUUUUGAGGAAGUGUCAGGGAGAUUGAUGGAAGAAUAAUACUUUUCUGCAAAAGUGGCUUAAGAGAGCACAAUAUAAUUUGGGGUUAAAGGCUGGAAUCUAAUAAAAUGAAAUGGAAUGUUUCUUUAAAAUGCAAUUUGUUCAUUUUUAGAAUAGUCUCUUCACAGAUGUAGGGGUGUGAUAUGGCAGACCCUCCUCUUGAUGCCUUUAAAGUUUGAAGCACUUGAAAAUAGGGAGUAGGGAAAAAAAAAGAAAAAGGUGGUUAGGAAAUAGAAAUAAUGUAAAAUGGUAUAUGUUCUCCACUUCUGUCUUUUAUGAAAGUAUAUGACUGAGAUGAUAAAUUACAAAUUUCUUUUUUGUUAAUUCCAUUGGAAAUCUGAAGCAAGGUAAGAAACGCAGGCUUCAGAACCAGUCUGCAUUCCACAAUAUUAAUUUGUUCUCUUUCAGGAAAAUUAACCUUAUUUUACAUUUAAUGGGAGAUUUGUAUGAAAAGCAAACAGAAAAAUAACUUCCUACUUUAAAUCAGGUACAGGCAGGCUGGAGCCGGGCACUCGUGUUUAUACACAAAAAAACAGGCUUUAUUGCUUUGUUGUGAGAUUACUUUGUUAAAAUGGAACGGACUAUUAGUGCAUGAACCAGAGCCAGUUGAAAUCAAAGGGAACAUUUCUUGUCUUCAGAGGGCCAUUGAGGAAGUAAUGACAUGUGGGAAAUAUCCCAUCUGACUUUAUUCAGGAACCUAAAAAUCACUAUUUUUUCACAUAUGAUCCAUGUCUUAGAUAUUCUGGGCUCCUUGGAAAGCAUCAUACAUGAAAGAUGUCCUUGGAUAAUCCAUACAGAAUCAAACACAGGGAAAUGAGCAGCAGAAAGAGGGUGCUGAUCUAUGAUUUGCACUACUGUUUAAUUGGAGAACAUACUUUAGAGAUAGUCUGGGGUUCUUCAAGUGAAAAUGCAGCAAUCGUCUAGACUUUGUUGAUAGUCCAGGGAGGAGGGAGAGGGACAGACUCCGUUAGGAAACAUUUCAUCCAGUCCUAGUAUAAGGUAAAUCUGUAAGAGGUGCCUGUCCCUUUCUGUGGACUGCUGAGGAAGCCCAGGCAGCUACAGUAAGGCAGGUGAGGUUAAUCUGACCUUCAGCACUAAAGAAAAAUCAAACUGAUCAAUAAUAUGGAUGCAUAAAAUUUGUGGGACUUAUAACCACUUUGCCACAGGAAGUCUUGUUCCUAAAUAAAUCCCAGCAGAAGGCUACACCUAGCUUCCAGGAAAACAAGGUGGGCCUGAACCUGCAUUUUUAAAGCUGUUACAAAGUUUAGUUCAAAAUACACUAGUUGCGUUUAACUGAUAUUUAAGUUGUUUUCAUAAUCGAAGCACAGCAUUUUUUUUUUAUGUGACAUCUCGAAAUGCAUUAAAUCCUACUUGAGAUGUCUGAAGACUUUGUAACACAGCUUAUGCUAGAAACAGCAAUAGAUGCCAAUCUGUAUGGACUAAUUACUGUCCUGAACAACCAACUCUCACAGCUGCCAUUGAGCUGUGUAUGGAGCAGAACAGGUUUAUGAGCUAUAUCCUAAACACUUUUAAAUUGGAAAUUUUCCUAAUGGUGCUCUUGCAAUUAGGUGAGAUUUUAAAAUUCAAAUGCUGGCAAAAUAGACUUAAAGAUUUUUUUUACAUUAGUUUGACCAAAUCUAAAUCACCAAAUUCUAGUUUUAGCCCAGGAUGAGUUUUAUAUUAAUAAGGAUUUUGACUGAACAAGGUUUCGAAGUUUGAAAUUUUUGACCUCUGAAGUCAUAUGUGAAAGAAUAAUAUACCACUCUGAUAUGCAGAGUAGCUUACAUUUGCUUUGAAGACAGGGCUAGCCUUUUACUAUGGUGUUGCCUGUCCACUGUUUGUCAAAUCUGAAGUGCAGCUUUAACUUACGUUUUCAAAUAGAGAAUAGUUUGUUUUAGAAACUGUGCUUUUUCAGAUACAAAUUUCAUGAUUUCAGCUUCCUUUUGUUGCCUUUUUUUGCUUGGAAAGUACUGCUGUGCUUCAUAAAUGGCUGAAAAAAAUGAAAUGAUACCAAAAAAUGAACUCAAAGGCUAAAGGUUCGGCAGCAACCAUAAUUUGUCUUAGCAGUUAGUGGCUGGUUAAGAAUGGAAUUACUGUGCAGGAGCGCUUGAUUCCAUAGCUGAUCUGCUCUAAUAAUAGUGCUGCACUUCUCCACUGGGCAGCUGGCACUGGACUUGUCAAAGCUGGGUUUUCUCAAGGGAGCUGGUUACAGGACUGAAACAUAAGCUGCAGAGGCAGGUAUGUUUGGUGGAGUCUGCACCAUCACACAACACUCUGAGUGUCCAGUUGUGGGUGACUAGCUUUUCUGGCUUGUCAUGAACUAGUUACCUUAAAAAAAAAACAAAAAAACAAAAAACAAAAAACUAAUUUUUCUAUAUGCUCUGCAUAUGUUUGUGUAUAUAAAGUACAGUUUUGUAUUGCUAUCCUGACAUGUAGUGUUUUUUCACUAUGUCUGGUUCACAUAUACUGCAUAUUGUAUACUGUAAGUAUGUUUUUUGUUAAUGAUCAUUUCAUCUUUAUGAACUUAAAGCAACAGGUCUACAGGUUGAAGGUAGCAAUAAGAUGGAGAUACACAUAGGUAUAAUUGUUGACUUGCCAUUCCUAUGCAUGAAAAUGGCAUAUUACAGGAAGUGUCUUGAAGACUGAGAAAUAUAAAAAAGGCCAUCGUAAUCCAAGAACUGGGACUCAGAAGUAUUAAAAGUACACUUAAAAAUUGUUUUGGUUUACGAUACAGCAGGUCUAUCCGAAGUGCUUCAAUAAAACAUACGGCUAUAUUAAUUACUAGAGAAGUUACCUUUCAUCCCUUGUCUUCAAUACUUCUUCAUUGUAUGUGGUAAUUAGCAUAACCAGAUAGUUUGUACAUGAGAGCUCUCUGACCCAUAAUCAGACCUUUUCAGUACAAUGAUGAUAUAUUUUAUUAUCCUACCCUUAAUUAUUUAAACCAGAGUCACUGAUGAAUUGUCAGCAUAAAUUCACACGCUAAGUACUCUUUCUCUGUUUUGUUUUAUAUAAGGGCUUUGAUUGGGCUGGACCCACUUGCUUCAUGUAUGAGAUGCUGCAAACUGUUAACACUUUAUCUUCUGUUUUCCAUAUUAAUUGUAUCAUACCUAAUAAUAUUUUGGCCUAAAAUGUAGUUUUUCUGUUUUAUUUAACCUACAAUGAUUAAUGCCAAUAAAUGUUUUAAAUACCUCUGA
Molecule: messenger RNA, 4810 nt
Organism: Rhea pennata
Lineage: Eukaryota; Metazoa; Chordata; Aves; Rheiformes; Rheidae
Gene: RAB31
Product: RAB31, member RAS oncogene family
Exons: 7
Coding region: 83-670 (195 amino acids)
Biological process (GO): vesicle-mediated transport
Molecular function (GO): GTP binding; GTPase activity
Source: RefSeq, a predicted model, not a curated record